AUGUUCUACUAUUUAAGUUAUGAAGAGACCUUCACCAUAUCACAGCUAACACCGAAAUCAGUUCUAGCUGAAGGUUCACACAAGUUACUCCUGCAAACGAGUCAUGUAGAAAACAUAGGAUUUAAAUUAGAACCUAGUGCCAAAUAUGACGACAUCGAAGUAGAACCAGAUAAUAUAUUAAAUGAUUUGGAAACCGAGAACCAUAUCAUAGUUGAGAGAUCGGUCGAACCGAGUAGAGGUUCCAGGUCGAUUAACGACCAGGAUGUACCUUCAUCGAAUAACAACGAAAUAGACAACGAAUUAGAAAUACAUAAUAGGAGGAAGUAUUACGACAUCAUACCAACGAAAACUCUAGAUUACAUAAGAGAUGACGAGGGUAUGUUGAUGUCCUCAGGGUUUGGGGACAAAUUAGAGUUUAAGUUUCCGGGGGAAGGGAAGAGGGCUCCGAAGGGGCGUGCACUAGCUCCUACGGGGCCCAAAAUCCGGCCUACUGCGGUGCAACCACAACUGUUCUCAACAGCUACCCUUAAAGACCAGGGGCGACAGAACAGUGAGAUACAGAAUAUAAUUACCGGUAUUGUGAAGUUGUUGAAUGGGAACGUCAAUGUGCAGGCAAACACACAGUUACUAAACGGUCGUCCAAGACCUAUGGCGUCCAGAAUAAACAACCGUGGACCACCAGAUUUCGACGAACCUUUAACCCCACCACCGCUUGCUUAUCAUCCAACAAAAAUACCUCCGCCUUAUCCCUUUGAUAGACCUAUCGGGGUUAAUCUGGCGGAUCGGAUCCCGCCGAUGAGUAAUCGUCCCGGAUUUCAUAGACCCAUGCCUCCCUGGCAACGAAGACCUAGACCACCAAAUCCCAAUAGAAGACCAAACCCAAACCUUCCCGUUUAUAAACCAACACUCAUCCCUCCACCAGACAUGACAUAUAUAAACGAAAAAGAAGACGAAAGUUACAAUGAAAAUGAAUCUCAUUUUGAUAUUCCAAAUCACGAGGAUAACAUUCCCUUCAUAACACUACCGGACACUACUACCGAGAUGAGAAAUAUAACAGAGGAAAUUCCAACUACCACCGAAACUACAACAUCUACAACAGAAUCAACUACUUCUACAACAACAACUACGACAAGUACUACAACAACGACUACGACAACACCGAAAACAACAACAGAAUUGACCACCGAGAAGACUACUACAGAAAAGGUGAAAAUCGAAAAGCCGGUUAAAGCAGAUAAAGAGAAAAAGAAAGACCAGUUAAGUCCCGAUAAGUUAAAAGACAAAAUCAAAGUCAUAGAAGAUAAAUCAACAGAAAGACCUAUCAAGAAUGAUACUAUCACACAAGUGGUUAUAGAACCCUCAGUUAGUGAGAGUCCAACCCCAGUUACACAGUCUACUUCCUCUCCAACCCCUACCGAGGGGUUGAUAACCCACGCGCCAACAGUCAGCGAAUCCACGAAGAUACAAAGCAUAGAAACCUCCUCCAUCAACUCUCAGCCAUUACCAACAUCCCAAAGUAUCCCAUACAAGCCGUAUCCCAGACCAGGGAUAGUCUUAGACGACACAGACUUCAAGCCCCACAAGUCUAGACAUAGACCUGACGCGUCAGUCAUCACGGCUGAUAGACUACCAGGAUAUGGGGAAAUAUUUGACGUGACAGUCUCCGCUAUACAGGGCCCGGGAGAAAAGUCUGGACCAGUGAACAUACAGACACACGUACACCACGGGUCACAGUACGCGGACGACAUAAUAGUCUCCGCAUCUGGGCAGCAGAGCUUCGUCUCUAUAGAUGGCAAGAGAACAUACUUGAAUCUGUUCGACACUUCCAGCGUCACACCUACUAGGGUCCAGCCGGCCCCACAGACUAGUCUUCCAAAGACCCACGUCCCAUCACUAGGGACGGGUGUGGCGAUCCCAGCUGAUGAUGUACCGAUACCUGCGGCUCCUGUGAGGAGAAGACCUCAGGGACCUUAUAGAAGACCGCAGCCGACUGUACGUAUAGACACCUGCAUCGUAGGCGAUGAUUCUACCUGCGACCAGAGCCAGAACGAGAAGUGUAGGACGGAGGCUGGUGUAUCGAGCUGUCAGUGUCGCGCGGGCACGGGUCGUCGUGAGCGUCAGUCACCGUGUCGCCGCGCCGUGUCGCUGCUAGUGUCGCUGAGAGUGGAUCGACUGUACGACCGACAGAUCUCGUGGGACGACAAGUUAUCAGACAAGGAGUCGGAGCCGUACCAGCAGCUCAGCUACGAAGCUGUUAAAGCGAUCGACUCAGCGUUUUCCAUGACCCCAUUCUCUGAUGACUUCGUGAGCGGGUCAGUGAACUCCAUAGUGAAGGGGGACGCGCAGCACCCCGGGGUGUAUGUUAACUUUACUAUAUUGCUAUCAGAGACCCCGGAGACUGUCCGUCAGUCGGUGGCGGGUGACAUCCAGCAGCACCUGGUGGGUGUCAUCCGUCGACGGUCCAACAACGUGGGUGCGUCAGCCUUGUGGGUGACACCCGAGGGCAGUGUGACGCAUGUCAAGGAUGUAGACGAGUGUUCGUCUCCAGAGCUCAACGACUGUCACACACUGGCGACCUGCACCAACACCUGGGGGGCUUUUAAAUGUACGUGCCCCAAUACAACCCUCGACCCAGCUACAGUAGCCAGUCGCUCGGGUCGUGAGUGUCGCUCGUGCUCGCCCUCACACUGUAACGACCGAGGACUAUGUCAUUAUAACAACGGACAGCCGUAUUGCACAUGUUCGUCAGGUUACUACGGCUCCACGUGUGAGAUGGACGGCGAGGUCAUAGGAGUCUCCGUGGGAGCGUCUCUGGCUGCUGCACUCGUUAUAGCUAUCACACUGGCGGCAUUACUCAGCUGGAGUCGCAAGUGGUCCCGCGAGCAGAAGGCCCUAGGCGUGGGGUCUCCCGUGUUUAGUUUCAUGGCAGCUAACACCAUGAAGACCCCCCCAGUGGGUCAGCCUCCCUACCAGCUGACCUUAGAAGAUAGGAUGAGGUGGGCUACCAUCGCUGAAGCUAUGGUACAAGCCAACCAUUACGGGGGCGACCCAUCUCAAAGCAUGGCCACCCGUCCCUCAUCAGCUAUGUUCGGUUACCCCACGCUGCCUCCGGUACCGCUGCCUAGGAUGGGCAUGCACGGAGUUCACACGGGCACUCUGAAUACUGUGACGUCUCGAGCUAACAACGCCUCACACUUAUACGGCUACACAAAUCACCUGGCAUCCGAGUCUAGUUCGGAAGCUUCCAGUCACGUGCAGGAGAGAGCUGACUUACUGGUGCCCAGACCUAAGUCAAGAGCGAGGAGUAUGCAUAAUCAGACGGGCAUCUACUACGAUGUUGAAUAUGAGAACGCUGAACCAAUAUAUGGAACCAAAGGCAUCCCGCUGUCCACAUACACAGUCAGCAGGGGACCUACCUUCUACAGACAAUGA
Messenger RNA from Danaus chrysippus (African queen), 3432 nucleotides. The record is from the annotation of a GenBank genome assembly. Lineage: Eukaryota; Metazoa; Arthropoda; Insecta; Lepidoptera; Nymphalidae.